AUGCGACAAUUGCCUGAUAACGUAUCCAGCUAUUCCCGGAGCUACGAUGGAACGAUGCUCGCAUUCCUUGUGCGAGGCAAAGUCGUGUACACACUCGGCGGCCACGAAGCACUGGACAAAAUCCGCGCUUACAAGUUCCUCGAGCAGCUCCAUGCCAUCCACGUGCUCGCGGCAACCAAGGACGGAAUUCUCCGCACUGACCUGCUCACCUCUCAGUACAAUCACGCCCUUCAUAAGCUCAGCUCGCAUAUAGGCACGCUCAUAGCUACAAUUGAUUUUAUAGAUUCACCGGAAAGCAGGAGGGUGAGUGAAGGGAGGUCCAGGCUACAGCGAAGGAUGGGGGGUGUAAAUAGGGACGACAGGGAUGGAUGGCUGGGGGAAGAAGAGGGGGGCAUGGGGCUGGGCGUGGAGAUUGGUAUGGGUUUAAGCCUAGAGAGUGAAGAUAGCACAGUGAAGAUGGAGGUAGCUGAUAGCAGCAGUGGUUGCGAUGAAGAUGAUGAGGAGGAGGAUUUUGUGUGGAAUCCACAGCAACAGCUUCAAAAGCAGCAGCAGCAGCAGCAGCAGCAGCAGCAGCAACGUCGGCCGUACUUGGACCGAUUGUCACCGCGGGAACAGCAGCAGGAGCAGCAGGAGCAGCAGGAGCAGGAGCAGCAGGAGUGGCAGGAGCAGCAGGAGCAGGAACGGCAGGAGCAGGAGAAGAACCCUCUCAGCGACGCUGGGGACUCACCCAUGAUCAGCCCACGACCCGAAUGGGCGCGUCAGCUGGCCUUGCUGCGAAACUACACCAGCGAAGCCACAGAUACGGACAGCACAGCACAGAACCAUGGGAAGGGGACGGUCACACGCCCAGGAAGCAAAGCGAAGCAUCCUCUCAAGGAUGUGGAAAAAGGGGAGGUGCGGAAAAGGGGGACGGGGAGGCAAGGACAGGCACAGAAGGGUGCUGGGAAGGGGUUGAAUGGAGGGACAAGGGACCGAAGCCGCAAUGGGACUGUUGCGGGUUCAAGUUCGAAUUUCAGGCGGGCAGGAGGAAAAGGGAGGUCUGUUAGUAGUGGGGGGUCUGGAGGGGCGGGGUCCGGUUCUGAUGAGGAUUUGUCAGGCAACGGACUGCCGGGUAGGGUUGGUUCGUUCCCGAAUCUGUCUCCUUCACGUGUGGUUAAAGCAGCCAGAGCAGCUGCAGCAGCCAGAGAAGCAGGGGCGUCAGGGGCAGUAGGGGUAGCAGGGGCAGCAGGAGGAAAAGACAAGGCUCCUGUCGUUGCUUAUGGACGCUGUAGGUCGUUGUCGUUUGGAGGGAGCAGCAACACGCGCCUGCAGGCUGGUGAUUGUAGUGGUGACGAGGAUGAUUAUACAGAGGAUAGUUUUGACGACGAGGACCAGGUGUUUCCGAGGGAGGAGCUGCCAGGUGGGCAGGGGCAGAGGGCGUCUGAUGGUGCAAAGGGUGGGAGUGGAGAUGUGUCGCACUCGCUCCUUGGUGGGGAAAGAAGUUCCGGUGAUUCGCCUUCCAGCCAAGCAUGGAACUCAGAGGUUGCGAGCAGAUUAGCAGCUGUGAGCGCUCGUGUGCUGGCAGGGAGUGGGGGAGGAGUAGGGGGAGGAGGAUUACAGGGAGGGGCAGCAGGGGGGGGAAGAGUAGGGGGAGGAGGGGCAAGGGGGGGAGGAGCAGCAGAAAGAGCAGGCUUAGUAGGGGCAGGGUUAGUAGGGGCAGAAUCAGGAUUCUCAAGGGGCGGUUCAGGGGAUGAUCUGUUUGACGACAUCUCGGAAGGCGACGAGGAUGAUUCUGACGCGUUUGAGUGGCGCCCAUCUCGUCGCCGCGCUCACAUGCUGCGCAGCGUGGCCCGGUCCACGUCAGCAGUCACCUCUCCCACGUCAGCAAUGGGCUGGACAGGCUGGCGCGAUCUGAGUCAGCAGCAGCAGCAACAGCAGAAGCAGCAGCGGCAGCAGCAGCAGCAGACAGUGCAGGGUCAGACACAUAGACCCCGCCAGAAGAACUCCCAGGAGGAGAAGUUUAGAGAGAGGCCGCACUCAGCAGGGGCAGGCAGAGAGAGCUAUGGGGCGAGAGGAUUGGCAGAACCGUCCUGGUCAACAAGCGCUGCAGGAACAGGAGGAGCAGCAGAAAGAGCAAGAACAGCAGGAGCAGCAGAAAGAGCAAGAACAGCAGGAUCAGCGAGCACAAGGCCUGGUUCAGCUUCGUCUGUUGACAGGGAGAAGGGGAAGGGUGGCAGGAGGAGAGACGAUAAAAGCGGGGCUGCUUCUGCUGCUACAGUGGCUGGUAGAACCGCUGUUCCUGUGUCGGUGUCGCUGGGUGUGACGGGCUCGUCUUUCUCUCUCGGGAAUGGCGUGAUAGUGGUGACGGUGGCAGCAGGCACGGUGGCAGCGGUGACGGUGGCAGGCAUGGUGGUGGCGAUGGUGGAAGCAGAGAGGCAAGAGGAGACAGGCGUAGGGGCAGCGGAACAGGAGCAGGAGCAGGGGCAGGAGGAGGAGCAGGAGGAGCAAGGGCUGGAGGAGGAGGGGGAGGUGGCGAGGAAUGGGAAGAUGAAGGGGCUUGGGAAGAUGAAGGGGCUUGGGAAUGGGGUAGGGCUGUAUAUGAAAGGGGAGGAAGAGGAGGAGGAGGAGGAAGAGACGUGGGUGAAGGGGCUGUUGCACACAGGCAGCAGUGGGGGCGGCAGCAAUGAGUUGGCGUUUGAGUUGGUUCAAAAGUCCCCUAGGGAAGUGAGAAAGCAGCUGCACAGUGGCAGCAGUGGGGGCGGCAGCAGAGACGAGCCUUGUUUGGAUCCCUCUAGCUUUGGCCGCAGCUUCGGGUUCGGCCGAUCCUCCAGCACAAGCCAACCACAGCGCGAGGAGCAGGCACUAGCAGCCAAAAAGGCCCAGCUGGCCACGUUCAGCCGAUGUGUGAGGACAGGGCAUUGGGAAGGGGAGGCGAGGGGGAAGAGCAUCGGGAGGAGUGAGAGUGAGAGUGGGGAAGAGGUGCAAUGGGACAGAGGCAGGGGCGGGAGUGGUAGCGCGGGCGGGGGAGGGAGCGGAAGCAGGGGCACCAGCGGGGGCAGGGGCACCAGCGGGGGCAGGGGCAGGCACGGAAGCAGAGAGAAAAGGAAUCCUCGUGAGGUGAAACCACCUGGUGGUGGAUUCAAUAGAGCUGUAGACGGGUCUAGCAGCCGCCGUGCUGAUGGCACGGCCGAUGGUUACACCGAUACCACCAGUGGUUAUGCAGACGGCACAGGCGGUUACCACCUCGCACGCGAGCCGUCCCUCUUCUCCCCAGUAGCAGAGGACGAGGGCCAGGAGCCCCUCUCCUCCUCCACACUCUCCUCCGCGUCUUCCUCUGCAGCCUCCCUCUUCCUUCGCUCUAUGAGCUCUGGAAGAGCCGAGGACCUGCUAUUGCAGCAGUUUCACCGCCACCUCUCCCCUGAGGUUCGCCCCGGCACUGCUGGUGGCGCCUGGGGAAGCAGAAACCACGCUCGUGACGAUUCGGGUGGUGGAAAUCGGAGUUCCGGCGAUUGGGGUAGCAGUAGCGGUGGGAGCGGAGUCACAGGGAAGGGAAGGGACGGGGUGGAGGGACAAGGGGGAGAUGGGCGCAGAGGGGAGUUGGGGCGAGGAGGGGGUGGCGCGGUUGGGGGCGCAGAAGCAGCAGCAGGAUUACGAGGGGCGUUUGUGUCAGGGCGAGCACGCAGCAGCAGCUUCAGUGGCGCUGCUGGGGGUUUUGCAGGCCGAGGGGGGGGCGGAUGGGGGGGAGAGGACGACGAGGGAAGCACACCCGGGGGAGGUACUUCUGGGGGAGGUACACCUGCGGGGGGAACACCCAUGGGAGGUGGAUAUGGUAGCGGGACGAGCAGCGGUGCGGAAAGCACUGGGUCGGUGAUUGAAAGAGGUGGCGGUGGUGGUAGCAGUGGGAGAAGGAGAAGCGGGGGUUUGGGGAGCGGGGAUGGGGGGGAGGGCAGUGGGGGGCCAAGACUGACUGAGGCUCAGAAGCAGAGGUGGCAGGAGUAUCAGCAGCUGCUGCCUCCGCUGACGCUGCCGCCUGUGCUGGAACGCAGGCUGAAAAUGCAGGAGGCUGUUUUGAAGAGGCAGGAGGCUCUGCUGCUGGAAGAGCUGCAGCAGCAGAAGGCGCUGCAAGAGCAGAAGAGAGUUGAGGAGCAGCGGAAGCAGGUGGAGGAGGAAACUCAGCAGCAGCAGCAGCAGCAGCAGCAGCAGCAGCAGCAGGCGGAAAGACAGCAGGCUGCAGGAAAGCAGGAGGCGGAUUUGGUUUCACAGAAACAAGUAGAGCCACAAAAGGGACAGCAGAAUCUGCCAGAGGAGGGACAGCAACAGCAACAGCAACAGCAGCAGCAGCCACAGCUACAGCUGCCGCUACAGCCUCAUCCGCCCCAGAAACCAAGGCUGGAGCCGCAGCCCCCCCAGCAGCCGAGGAAGGAUCGUGACCGUCCGUUUGUGCGUCAGAGGAUCUGCCACUCGGACGAGUUCAUCCGGCUGCCAGCUGGCAUGACUGCCCGUGGGGGCGGCAGCCUUGUUGGCUUGUCCACGCGGGCGCACUGCCUGGCUGCUGCUGCCACGUCAGAAGAGUCUCCAGCGGGCGGCAGACUGAGCUUAGGAGACGGAGGAGGAGGAGAAGGAGGAGGGGAAGGCGACGGGGUAGGAGGAGGGGGGCGAUUGGGAGGAGGAGGGGACGAUGGAGGAUGGGGCAGAGGAAGGGGAGGAGGGGGAAAUGGAGGAGGGGGGCGGGUGGGAGGAGGGGGAGGAAGGGGCAGGGGAGGAAGGGGCAGGGGACGAGGUGGGGGAUGGGCGAGGGAGAUCCCUAUAUCCCUGUCCACAUCCGGCAUUCCUACACCAGUUAUGGACGCACAAUCAGACACAAUGACAGAUAGUAUUACAGAUGCUAUGACUCCCUCACUUUCUCCCAUCUGCACGCCCCCUCCAUACGCCCGCUCGCUCGUGUACGGCCGCUCCCCCCGCACGGCCUUUGACCGCUACCGCAUUCGCAGCCUGGGGGCCAUCGCGCCAGGGGGGCUUGUGGCUGGAUCCAUUGGGGCUGCAGUAGCAAGCUCUGAGGACGAGCAGGGAGGCGGGGCGAGCAGGCUGCGGGGAUCAGUGGGGCUCACAGCACCCUCGGGCCUCACCUGGGACGAGGAAAUCUCCCGGAAGCUGGCUCUGCGUGGGGUGCAGGUUCGGCCGACCAGCAGCAGCGUUUCAGCAGCAAGCCCCUCGUCUGCUGCUCACCAGCAGUCUGGGCGUGGGGCAGCAGGGGCAGCAGGGAGAGGUGGGGACAGAAGCUCCUCUGAAGGUGAUAAUCGUGCUGCUCCAACUGCUGCCUCUCCUACUGCUGCCUCUCCAGGUGCAAGGCUCGUGCUUGAUUCAGCAGCAGGCUCCUCUAGAUCCCUCCCCGGGCACAUAUCACCACCAUCACCUCCACCAUCGCCACCACCAACUGGCACAGCAGCAGUAUCAGGGUUAUCACCUGGGAGGUCCCUCCACCAUUCCCCAAGGUCACCUACACCAGUUAUCACCUACCCCGAUUUCAACGAGCUUUCUCUCGGCUUAUCAGAGACCAUUCCCCUCACGCCCUCCCUCUCUGCCAAGGGGUUUUCCCUGCCCGCCUCCCCUGCUGCUGCCGCCUUUGCUGCUGCCGUGGCUGAGGUUGACGCGUCCGGGUUCGCUGUACCGGAGCAGAUGCUGCGGGCAGAGAAGGGCGGGAAUGAGUUGGGAUCGGAGAAGGGCGGAGCAGGGGGGUCGUUCGCGUCUUGGCGCUCCGGGAGUGUUGCUAGCAGCGGGGGGAGUGUGAGCAGGGGCAAGGCAACUAAAAAGGUGAGCAGAUGUUGCGGGCAGAGAAGGGAGGGGAUGAGCUGGGGUUGGAGAAGGGAGGAGCAGGGGGGUCAUUUGCGUCGUGGCGCUCGGGGAGUGGUGCUAGCUAGCAGUGGGGGGAGCGUGAGCAGGGGCAAGUCAGCGAAAAGGGUUAGAUUAUUGUUUGAGACGUCGCAAACUUAUGGCUCUUGGGGGUAG
Closterium sp. Naga37s-1 is the source of this 5985-nucleotide messenger RNA. NCBI's taxonomy places the organism in Eukaryota, Viridiplantae, Streptophyta, Zygnematophyceae, Desmidiales, Closteriaceae. The record is from the annotation of a GenBank genome assembly.